Bufo bufo (common toad) is the source of this 1031-nucleotide messenger RNA. RefSeq lists its product as uncharacterized. The record is from RefSeq and is a predicted model, not a curated record. The transcript is spliced from 4 exons. The coding region runs from base 18 to 1031 and encodes 337 amino acids. NCBI's taxonomy places the organism in Eukaryota, Metazoa, Chordata, Amphibia, Anura, Bufonidae.
ACAGCACCAACAAGAAGAUGGAGGCUCAGAAAAAUAACACAAGAGGGAGACACUCCAUGGGACCACACUGCCAGGGAAGAGCUAGGCAUCCUCUGAAUGAGAUACGUAUCCAGCUUGUGACACUAGUGGUAAGCAUGUUGAUGGCGGGCUCAGCCUCUUCAGGGGAGGACCUGGGGACUAAUAUUGGUAUGGCCAGCAUAUCACUUGAUGGACCCGGCCUUUUAAUGGUGGAAUGUUUGGAUGGCAAAAUCCUGGAACCAUACAAGAACGUUACCUUUACACCAGGUCAAUGGUAUCUGUAUGGUUUCCAGAGAGAGGGUUUUGCCAACGGUGUAAUUCAGCAUUAUACCCCGGUGGAGAAUGUGUCUGCCAUACAACAUGACUUGCACGCCCUCUGUCUCAAGGAAUACAGGCAUUUUCAAGACUUGGACCCUGUACCUAUCAAAUCCUUAAGAUGGGUGUCUAGGAAUCCACACUUGCACCCUUACCAGCAAGUGAGAGCCAACACUACCACAGUGUUGUGUACCAAGGAGGGUUUGCUGAGUCCUGAAGAUGUCACUGGGGCAGAGUACAGCGGUUGGUAUAUCCUGAAAGCUACCUUCCUAGGGAAGGAUAGCAGAGACGGGUUGAGGGUUAGGACAUAUUUCGAUAGGCCCAUUCCGGUAAAAGGCACCCUGAAGGCUUAUUGUAUGUUGAGGGAUUCCCAGAUGACUAUCACCAGACUUCAGAAGAUUCCUCUUGGCUUCGGCAAAGAACUUAGACAUCUCCUGAUGGAUUUCGGCCAAGAGGAAGAGAUCAUACAACGUCUUCGGGAGACGGAGAAGCAAGCCACUAUUCAACUCACCCAUGACCGAACAAAGAUUAUCGCGGUUGCCACAGCAUUGGACAUGGACUCAAAGGUUUCGUGGUGGGAGAGUCUUUUCGGAUACAGUCCUAAGUUUUUGGAAUUUGGAAGUUUCCUGUCCAUUCUUGAUGCGGCUUCCACAUGGAAAUUCAAGAUGAGCAGGAAUGAAAAUCCAUUCCAAAACUGA